AUGACGAGGAUAUGCGAUCUUCCGCCGGAAUUGGUAGGGAAGAUAUUCACCAAGAUUCCGAUAACAUCUCUGGGAGCAGUCCGAUCCACUUGCAAAUUAUGGAACGCUUUAUCCAAAGAGUGGGUUUUGGGUGAAGCAGCGGCAAGGCAGCAGUGUGUGGGGUUCAUGACGAAUGAGUCUAAGGUCUGUUCAUUAAGAUUCGAUGUUCAAGGAAUCCGCAAGGGAGAGGACGAGGUGGUGGAUCCAUCUGUAAAUCAGGACAAGUCUAGGCUCGUGGUGUGGAACCCUUAUCUGGGACAAACAAGGUGGAUCGCACCAAGAACAAAGUUCCACAUAGGAGACAUGUACGCUCUAGGAUAUGACAAGAACAACCGUAACCACAAGAUCUUGAGGUUUUUGGAUGAUAAACAUAAAAACCUUCUUGAGUACGAAAUCUACGACUUGAGCUCUAAUUCAUGGAAGGUUCUCAAGGUCACUUCCGACUGGGAAACAGAGUUUUAUCAAGGCAGCGUGUCUGCCAAGGGAAACACCUACUUUCAUGCUGCAGAAGCGGCUGGAGUUGGACUCAAACAUAUCUUGUUUUAUUUUGAUUUCACGAGAGAGAGCCUUGUACCGCGUCUGCCUUUUCCGUGUGAUGAACAAGUGUCUAACCCUUAUAAUGAAGAGCCUUGCUUUUAUGAUAAAGUGACAGUGACUCUCUCAUGUGUUAGAGAAGAGCAGCUCGCUGUGCUAUAUGAGAUGAAUUAUGAGGAUAAAUUGGAGGUUUGGGUUACCAUUAUGAUUGAGCCCAACGCUUUGUCUUGGAGCAAGUUUUUUAAUAGUGGAUUUAAGCCAACACAUUACCCCUUAUGCUCGGUUUAA
Camelina sativa (false flax) is the source of this 861-nucleotide messenger RNA. Lineage: Eukaryota; Viridiplantae; Streptophyta; Magnoliopsida; Brassicales; Brassicaceae. The record is from RefSeq and is a predicted model, not a curated record.